GGGGCACCCUGGGUAAUCGAGGAAACUCAAUGCGAUCCCUGUCCGGCUAAGAGACCUAGCCGGCUAAUCUCCCGAACAACGCAGUUGUGGUGGUUCGCGUCCGUUUCGGUGUUCGUGUCUGUUUGCCUUUUUUGCACUGCCCACAUUUUCUAAUACGCCGUCAGUGACAGAAGUCGAAGCAGGGCUGCAACGCGCGCGUUUUAAGCGCGCCGGGCGUUUCGGCCACUGUCGCCUUUUCCCAGGAUGCUAGCGCUCAGGCGAGCCAGCUUAGCUAGCCCGACCCGCUAAAGCGGCCACACAAGCAGCGCUCGGCCGGAUGCUUUGAGCAGCAACGCCGCGGACUUCGGGGAGCUUUUCUUUCCUUCUCGGCCCCUUUGCCGCGAUGUCAGGCAGCCGGCCGCAGCAGAGCGCCGGCGGGGCCGGUUCGGUGCCCAGCACGAGCAGCAGCGGCGGCGGCGGUGGGAACUCGAACGGCGGCGGCGGCGGCAACGCCGUCACGAGCAAUGGCAACAACUCUGGAAACGUCGUGCCCACCCGGACGCUCGCAGCAGCGGCGGCGGCGGCCGGCGAGGGCGCCCUGGCGGUGCCAAAUCUGGCCGCCGUGCCGUCGCCCCGCGGCGGGUUCGCCUCUCUGAGCAGACCCUCCGUGUCCUCCGGCGGCAGAAAGAGAUCCCUCCACCAAGCACCUUUAUACAACGGCCUCUUGAAUUCCUACGAAGACAAAAGCAACGACUUUGUCUGUCCCAUUUGCUUCGAAAUGAUCGAGGAGGCGCACAUGACGAAGUGCGGCCACAGUUUCUGUUUCAAGUGCAUCCGCCAGAGCCUGGAGGACAGCAACAGAUGUCCCAAGUGUAACUAUAUCGUGGAUAAUGUAGAUCAGCUUUAUCCAAACUUUCUUGUAAACGAGCUGAUCCUUAAACAGAAACAAAGGUCGGAGGAGAAGAGACUAAAAUUAGAUCAUCCUAACGGGUCCAGGUGGCAGGUCUUCCAGGAUGUUUUGAGUCCAGACCAAGAGAACUUGGACCUGGCCAAUGUCAAUCUGAUGCUGGAGCUCCUGGUUCAGAAGAAGAAGCAGCUGGAGGCGGAAUCUCAAGCGGCUCAGAGACAGAUCCUCAUGGAGUUCCUCAAAGAAGCCAGAAGAAACAAGAGAGAGCAACUGGAGCAGCUACAGAAAGAGCUCAACUUCCUUGAGGAGGACAUCAAGCGUGUUGAGGAAAUGAGCGGGCUGUACUCCCCAGUGAUGGAGGCAGAGUGCACAGUGCCCAAUGUGGAGGCUCCCUCACCCUCACCCUCACCCAGCUGCAGCAGUAUUAUUGAGCCACCAGACUACAGCCAGCCUCCAGGAUUUGGUGGAACAACCCAGGGGAAACGACAGACCUGGUACAACAGCACCCUGGCGUCGAGGAGAAAGAGGCUGACGGCCCACUUCGAGGAUCUAGAACAGUGCUACUUCUCCAACAAGAUGUCUCGCAUCACAGACGAGGGCAGAAACCUGAACCAGCUGGAUGAUUUCAUGGAGUGUUUGUCCAAGUUCACUCGCUACAACUCGGUGCGGCCGCUGGCCACCCUCUCCUACGCCAGCGACCUGUACAACGGCUCCAGUAUCGUCUCCAGUAUUGAGUUUGACCGUGACUGUGACUACUUUGCCAUUGCCGGCGUGACAAAGAAGAUCAAGGUGUUUGAGUAUGGCACCGUGAUCCAGGACGCAGUAGACAUCCACUACCCCGUCAACGAAAUGACCUGCAACUCCAAAAUCAGCUGUAUCAGCUGGAGCAGCUAUCACAAAAACCUUCUGGCCAGCAGUGACUACGAGGGCACUGUCAUCUUGUGGGACGGAUUCACCGGCCAGAGGUCCAAAGUCUAUCAGGAACAUGAAAAGAGGUGUUGGAGCGUUGACUUCAAUCUGAUGGACCCCAAGCUCUUGGCGUCCGGUUCUGACGAUGCUAAAGUGAAGUUAUGGUCAACCAAUCUCGACAACUCGGUGGCCAGCAUCGAGGCCAAGGCCAAUGUCUGCUGUGUUAAAUUCAGUCCAACCUCAAGGUAUCACCUGGCCUUUGGUUGCGCAGACCACUGUGUCCAUUACUACGACCUGCGCAACACCAAGCAGCCAAUCAUGGUGUUCAAAGGUCACAGGAAGGCCGUGUCCUACGCCAAGUUUGUCAACGGAGACGAAAUUGUUUCCGCCUCAACAGACAGCCAGCUGAAGCUGUGGAACGUCAACAAAACCCACUGUCUGCGCUCCUUCAAGGGUCACAUCAACGAGAAGAACUUUGUGGGCCUCGCUUCCAACGGAGACUACGUCGCCUGUGGCAGCGAGAACAACUCCCUGUACCUUUACUACAAAGGACUUUCCAAGACACUGUUGACAUUCAAGUUUGACACGGUGAAGAGUGUCCUGGACAAAGACAAGAAGGAAGACGACACAAAUGAGUUUGUCAGUGCCGUCUGCUGGAGGGCCCUGCCGGAUGGAGAGUCAAAUGUGCUGAUCGCUGCAAACAGUCAAGGGACAAUCAAGGUACUUGAGCUUGUGUGAACGCCCACCAUGUCUUCAGCGGGCGAUAGAACCAUCAGCCUCUGUCCGUCUCGGAGAGGAUCAGUCGGAUGCAGGGACAAGUGGAGCAGCCUGCUGAAUUAGGAAACCCCUACAUUAACCUGCAGAGCUGAAACAAACUGGAUCCGUCUUAUUUUUAAUGAGCUCCACCUUGUUUCGUACGGCGGUAAAAGACUUUGGACGCGUACAAUCGGUAUAGCGGGAGCGGAUGUGCGAUCGUUUUACAGCAGCAAGACGAGGACCUAGCUGGGGGCACAGAACGGAACAAGGAGACUUACAUACAAACAUAUUUGUUUAUCAGCUACAAUAGAAACAACUCUUUAUGGUUUUAGGUCAUAUCAGAACUUGUACCUUUUUAAUUAAGCUGUCGCUCUUUGAGGGUACAUCCAGCCAAACGACACCAGUGUGAUGCAUUUCCCCCUUUUAAAAGGCCAAAGCACAAGACAAAAUGACACGCAAAGAUUAUGUUUUCACGUGAAGCUUUUAAACCCCUAACCCUCCACAUUGUGUGUCAACCUACAGCCCCCGCCCCAUUCCCCCUUUGUGUACUUUUGUGUUUUUCAGAUUGGGAGAAAGCAGUUUUAAUAAAUAUGACUUGAAUUUCAUUCUGUCAAAACGUAUCAUCACUUCGUUUUCCGGCUCGAGAGUUUAGGAUGUGAGGUGGCGAAGUCGAGGAAGACCAGCGAAUUAUGGACAGGAGAAAACUGCUGAUUCGUUCUUAUCACGAUCGGGAAAAAAGGAGAUUUCACCUUUGUCUGUAAUCACAGUGAUUCUCAUGUAACUGCAGGUCCACAAUGCAUUAUCGAACUGGAUUUUGUUUUGUUUUUGUUCCAGGUAUGCGAGCUGUUUGUUGCUUAUUGAAAACCUCACAAUCCUAUUUUGUAAGGUAGCAACGGAGAUUGUCUUCACAUUUGCAAUUUGAAACAUCUGAACUGAGCUCCAUCGCGACGUCGGGCAAACCGCUGUCAGUUUCUGUUAAGAGUGGUGAUCCAUUUUGACAUGGAGGGGAUUUGGUAAACACCGCCAAGACCCACCUGUUUUAUGAUAACUGAGUGAGAGAGGUGUUUUGUAUUUGUAUAACUGAAUAAAUUAUUUCGUAACAAAAAA
Scophthalmus maximus (turbot) is the source of this 3658-nucleotide messenger RNA. It is a transcript of the gene cop1, whose product is annotated as COP1 E3 ubiquitin ligase. Gene Ontology annotation, molecular function: protein binding; ubiquitin protein ligase activity. The coding region runs from base 383 to 2533 and encodes 716 amino acids. Lineage: Eukaryota; Metazoa; Chordata; Actinopteri; Pleuronectiformes; Scophthalmidae. Gene Ontology annotation, biological process: proteasome-mediated ubiquitin-dependent protein catabolic process. The transcript is spliced from 20 exons. The record is from RefSeq and is a predicted model, not a curated record.